UUUAAGAAUCCGCCGCCCUGCGCUCACUUGUUCUUAGCAUUGGCGGCGUGUGUGACUUCUGCUACCUCAUAUUUUUAUCCUGUUUUGAGGCUAAAUACUCACAGCAAACAUGUCUUACGCACCGAAGUCCAAAGUGCAGAAGGUUAUGGUCCUGCCCAUUAACCUAAUUUUCAGGUACCUUCAGUCCCGAGCAAGAGUUCAGAUCUGGUUGUAUGAGAACCAGAAUCUUCGCAUUGAAGGUCACAUCAUUGGCUUUGAUGAAUACAUGAAUGUGAUGCUUGACCAAGCAGAGGAAGUCCAGAUGAAGAAGGGCACCAGAAAGACGAUAGGUCGCAUCCUUCUGAAGGGAGAUAACAUCACUCUAAUUCAAAACACUCAACCAGAUGGCACGGACAUGUAGUUAGAUGGAGCCUCAAGGAUUUUCUACAGUGGUGUAAUUUUAAGGAACUUUCUAGAUGUCUUUAUCUUGAAUUUUACCAUAAGAGCUCAGCUUCCUUAGUGAAGGAAACAAAAAAUGUAAUAAGCAAUGUCAGUACAUCGUUCAGGAACUUUUAUCAGUAUUUUAUUUCUUUGAUGGUUUUAUGAACUAUUUUUGUAUUAUCAUUAUUAUAUUUAUUAAUACAUUGUUAUAUUUAUCAUUAUUGUUAUUGCUAUUAUUAUUAUUAUUAUUAUUAUUAUUAUUAUUAUUAUUAUUAUUAUUUUAUUUAUUUAUUUAUUUAUUCAUUUAUUUGCUUAUUUACUUAUUUAUUUAUUUAUUCAUUUUUUCUUUUCUUUUUUAUUAAUACAGAAUGAUUGAAUACUUGAUUUUUCAGACCUGUCAUAUUCGAAAGUGAUAAACAUUACCUUCUCUAUGUUAGCUCAGUAACAAUUGGAGUGUUUUGUAAUAAAAUUAUUAUAUAACUACAAUAAUUUUCACUUAAAAUGCCAUAUGAUACAGUUUAUUAUUUCAUGACAUUUUUACCUGUACAACAUUACAGUGAACAAAAUGCCAGUUUUCAUAUUUAGCUUGAUUGUUAAUUACUAUGUGAUUGUGUAAGAUUAGUAAAAUGUACAGUUGAAGACAAAAGUAAUAUAAAAAAUUUUGGCAUUUGAUAAAGAGCUAACCUUACUGUACUAUCUGCCAUAUGUUACAGGAACAGUUGGUAGCACUGCCAUAGGGGCUUCGAUACUUGCAUCAUAAUAAUUCAGCUCCUCACAAGUGUUGUGUUCUGUGAUAUGUGCAAUGUCUUAAAUCACUCAUCUUUUUUUAGGCAAUGUCUGAAGCAUACUUGAUGCUCAAUAUAUUUGCUUGUAAGGCUUUCCCAUAUGAUAGACAACACUAGAGAUGUUUGAAUCAUAAUCCUAGGAUACAAACUGGAGAAGUACCUUCCUUCAUUGUAGCAAGAAACAAAUAUUCUUUUGGUUUGUUUUAGUCAUUGUCUCAUCAGUGCCAAAUAUGAAACUGAACCCGAUAUUUGUACAGUAACUUAAGGGACUCAGGUUUGGUGACUGCUAGCAUUUAACUGUUCAGGUUUUCAAAAUGCUUUAUGAGUUAUAUUUCAUAUUUGGACAAAACCUUGACAUGACUUUUUGUCCUUGUACAUUCAGAUUUAAACUUUGUUGAAAGAAGAGAAGUGGAGGAAAUGAACUGGUGAACUCCUCAGAUAAGUUAAUGAAAAACUGUGUGGCUGAAAGGAACAAGUAAAGACUGUACUGUAAAUUCUGAAGAGAAUAUCAAAGACAAUACUGUAAAUGGUUGGCAUAAAGAUGUUACUGUAAAAGAUUCUUUUGGCUGAAGGGAAGGACUAAGGUUCUUGCUGUAACUGCUAUUCUUCUGUGUUAUUCGUGGAUACCCCUUGUCCUUUUAUAGUAAGGUGUAGUUCAUUGGUAUCAUCAUUGCCAUCAUCCUGUAAUGUCCUAAUUAUCCCUUAUGGGUUGGAUGGCUUAUGAGUACAAGUCUCUUCCAGUUUUUGUGGUUUUAACAAUCUGUUCCCUGAUGUUUAUUCUCAUGUCUUUCACCACCCACUGCCUUCAGGUCUUUUUUACUCUUUCUUGGUAUGUAUGUUACAUGACAAUAGAUAAUGAGAAAAGUCUUUUGGUUUGCUUCUAGGAAGUUUGUUAAAACUCCACUUAGUCUUUUGUACUUACUAUUUUAUCUUUUUAUUGCUGUGAUCAUCCUUUGUUAAGUGUUAGUGUUGCUGUAGCCUUCAGCAUAACUGGAAUACAUGACUUUUCUUAUGCAUUGCUUUGAUCUAUCAUUAGGAUUAUUUUCAAAGUCACAGAGUGACUAGUAGGGUUUACAUGGGCAUUUUUGUCAUGGAUAUUGCAGAAUCUUCAUUAGAAAUGGAACCAUACAAACACUUGUAAACCUCAAUAACAUUGCCAUAGUCUGUUGAUUAAUGAAUAGUCAAGAUAAAGCACCAAAAUGUUUAAGAAUAUAAUUAUUGUUUGACCUUAUCUAUUACUAUUACUUUUUAGUUCUCCUACCUUCCAUACAUACCGCAUCUUGCAACAAUAUACAGUACACUUGCACUGAUUUCAACAAACUGUCACACCACAUGCACCAUGCGAGUAACUCAUCUGUAUCAUUCUUACGUAAUUGAUAAUUGUGUCAUCUCACAGCGGAUUCUUCAUCUCUGCAUUCUGACUUUCCUUUCAUCACGUAACUGGAAUGCUGGCUUUCAGCUUCUUGGGAGAGUAGCUUCAGCUGGUGUUAUGGUAAUUGUAUAUAGUAUUUUUUUACAUAAAAAAAAAAGAAUUUUGUCACUUGCCAUUCCCUAUAGAGUUCUGGGAAUGGGUCUCUUCCUUGACAAAUGAACACGGCUUACACACACACACACACACACACACACACACACACACAAACAUUUCUGCAGAAUUAUUAUCCUGUUUCUAUACGGGGUCGCUGUUUCUGAUGAGUCUCCAUCUAACCUUGUCCUCAGUCACUUCAAAGUCCAUGUUCUCCCUGCUGUCUGUCACAAUACAGUCCUUCCAUCUCGUCCUAGGUCUUCCUCAUGCCGCCCACUUCCCUGUCCAUUAUCUGCCUUUCACAACUCACUUCCUCUCCUCAUAACAUGACCAAACCGCUUCUUACUCACACUUGUUACCUUAACUGUACUUCUAAUGACUUUAUUCUCUAAAUGUUGGUAUCUGAACGCAUGAGUUGCCCAAACGUUUUCAUACAUACUAGACAAGACAAGCAAGGGGUGGAGGCCUGUACGUCUGUUAAACCUCGUACCAAUUUUAUUUGUAAGUUCAGAGGAAUCAAAGUAAUGUAUUUUUGGUAAACCAGAGUGACCACCAAAAUAAGUUGUAAUCUUCAGUCUUGCCAAUAAGUAAUUAUCAAAUCUUUGAUGGCCCUCGAGACCAUAACCAAGUGCAUAAUUGGCCUUCGAAAGGAUUUGAGUUUGACACCCCUGCUCUAGACCAUAGAUCGUAGCUGUACUAUAAACUAUUCUAUAAACUUUCCCUUUUAGCUUCAUUGGCAUUCUUUUGUCACAGAGGACUCCUGACACAUCAACGUCGAUUUUUUCAUCUCGCCUGCAUCCUCUUGGUAACUACCUCGUCUUCGUUUCCAUCUGCCGCAACAACUGAACCUAGAUAUCUGAAGUCGCUCUUGCUGUUUAGAGACUGACCAUCUAGGGUCAUGCUCCUCGUGUCUCUGUUCCUGCCUUGAUCCAGGUCUGUCAUCAUCAUAUAUUCCAUCUUAUUUCUACUUACUCGCAUUCCCCUCCUUUACAGUGCUGUAUGCCACUCCUCUCGAUUUGAUUCACCAACUAUACAUCAUCCGCAUACAUAAUGUCCCAUGGCACUCCUCUUAUUACCUCUUCCAUCAACACAUCAAACACAACAUUAAAGAGAAGGCUGAGAGCUGAGCCGUAAUGCAGCCCAACCCGCAAAUCAAAACACUAAGUCAUGCCUGCUACAGUUUUAACCCACGUUUUCACAUUGCUGUACAUCUCCAUAAUCAGCGUUACAUCUCUGGCACCAUUUUCUUUCUCAAGCAUCUCCAUACUUCUUGCUUCGGGAUUUUAUUAUAUACUACCCCUAAAUCUAUGAAUAUUGCAUGAAGCAUGCUCUGCUUCUCCCUGUAUUUUUCCACAAUCUGUCUUAGUUAAAAAAUUGCACUAUUGGUUCCCUUUUUGGGCAUAAAUCCAAACUGACCUCUCGAUAUCCCCACCUCAUGUGUCAGCCUCGCAUCCAUAAUCCUCUCCCAGAUCCUCAUUGUGUGGGGCAGAAGCUUUAUUCCUCGAUAAUUUGCACAGAUCUGCACAUUCCCUUUUUCCUAGAAAAUUGGGACCGUGACGCUCUCUCGCCACUCCUCUGAUAUAGCUUCCUGAUCUUCAAUCUUCCUCAUUAAUCCCUACAAAAUAUGAACUUCCUUUCCUAAAGUCAUCCGUGCCUCCACGGGGCCUUGUUCUUCAUUUUCUUCAUAGCCUUCUCAACUUCCACUCUCUCCACCAGCUCCGUUGGUCCUACACACGGAGUUUCAUCUUCAAAGUAUUCCCGAUGAUUUUCCUCGUUCAGCAAACCUGUAUAAUACUCCUUCCACCUUUCGCGCACUUAUUCCUCUUUACUUAGUACACGCCCUUCAGCAUCUUUUAUUUGCGUCAUGUGUUGAAUAUCCUUUGUUGCAUUGUUCCUACUUUUUGCCAGCCAAUAUAUUUUCUUCUGUCCUUGAGGUGUUUCCAAUUCUUCGUACGUUUUCACAAGCUUUCGCUUCCGCCACUGCUAUUUUCCUUGGCGCCUUCUUCACUCGCAGGUACUCUUCUUUAUCCACUUGAUUCCUUGUCUGUUCUCACUUCUGCUUCGCCUCCUUUACUCUCAGCUUGUCUUGCACGCCCUAUUUCCACCGCCAUCCCUGCUGCACACUACGUGGUGUACAUGAUGUUUGUCCCAACACUUCCCGGGCUGUACUCACUAUUUCCGCAUUCCUCUCCCACCAUCUGUUAACAUACUGUAUAUCACCGUCCAUCCUUUCUAGGACUUUUGUUUUGAAUUCUGAUCUUUUUGUCUCUUCCUUCAGCUGUGACCACUUUAUUCUCUUCUCAUAUCUUUUCCUCGGCCUUGGCAUGGUUAACUGCAGACUCGGCAGCACCAGUCUAUGUCGUGGUGCAACGUGAUCGCCGGACAUUACUCUGUAGUCUUCACUUAUGUUUGAUCUCCUAUACAUUGCUUCCACUCUUAUAGGUGAUGGUAUGCUCUUCCUUUUGGAGGAAAAUGUGCUACACUACUAAACCUGGUCUAUUCCACUAAUUCCUUGGCAUAACCAUCGGUAGUAUCUUCACAUUCAACAACGUAGUGAGCUGUGCUGCGUACAAACUUCACAGGUGCGGGGCCACAAAUCCCGCGGUGUUCCUCGAACUGGCAACUGUUUAUAAGAUGUUCAUUCUGCCAGAAUUGAUGUAUGCUUCCCCAGCCUCUGGUCUUGUCUCACCACUGCUGCUCCGUCGCCUUGAGAUAAUACAAGAGGGCCGUCAAGAUCAUUCUUGAUCAUGUACACCGCCCUCCACCUCACAUACCUUACUCACUAGUAAAAUGUACACCACCAGUCUUAAGCAGUUUGGACUGAAAAUACUGAAGAACCCCACCACCGCAAUCUGCCAUCCCCACACGCACCGCCGCCGUGACGAGUGCUACGUAGCAGUAACAAACUAACAAGGACUUAUAUUAAUAUUAACUUGUUGAAAGAUGUCUUUUUAUCUAUGUAUUUGUUUUUCUUUUAAAAUUAAUUUUAUCAUUGUCAGAUCUGGUGUUAGUUUGUUUUAAUGUAUUAUACGUAUAUAGAAUAUUUUCAUCUUUUGGCUGCAUUCAUGUUAAUUUGCAUUGAUAAACAGUUAAUUAUUGAAAUUCUUCUUCUUCUUCUUCUUAUUAUUAUUAAUGUUGUUGUUGUUGUUGUUGUUGUUGUUGUUGUUGUUGUUGCUGUUGUUCAGUAAGAGCGUAAUAAUGAUUUUAUAAAAAACCCGUAUCGAUGCAGCAAACUAUCUUGGAUAAUCUAUUAUUAUUAUUAUUAUUAUUAUUAUUACUAUUAUUAUUAUUAUUAUUAUUAUUAUUAUUAUUAUUAUUAUUAUAUUUUCUAUCACUUAAAUUUUCUAUUUAGCUUUAUAUAAUUUAUAACGCUUAAUUAAAAUUAACCAAAUUGUACACAAUACCAUACAAUAUCAUGUUUGCUUUCUCAUUUAUUAAUUUAAUUGUAUUUUUUAUAUGAUAGACGAGUACAUUUAAUUGAUAAUUUUCCGAUCUCUCUCUCUCUCUCUCUCUCUCUCAGACACACACACACACACACAAGGUCGUUAAGAUAAUUACGAUGUAGUUGAAUGAGAGUUGAAGCCAGUGAAUGAUCGUUCUGAAACUCUGAAUUCACGAAGCGUGGUACUUCAGGCGAUGUUAGUUGGAGCCCUGUAAGCGUGGACUGGUGGCAUUCCUUCUUCGUUUCGCACCCAGAUCAUAGUGCUGUGACUCAUUGGCAAUGUAAAUGUUUAUGGUUUUUUUGCCAAACAUUUAAUGUGACCAUGGUCGGCUGCGCAGAGGGAAGCCAGCCAGCCAGCCACUACACAGAGGAGUACGUGGUGAGACAACCCGUGACGGCAACGGCGACGACUACACUUACUUUGACUCUGAUCCUCCGGCAGAUUAUCCGGAUCUCGUACUACUAAUGCAACCAAUUAUUAUAUUUUAUUUAAUAAUUAGUAGUACGUUAACUGUUGUGUGCAAUAAAUAAGUAAGACUCGAGGAUUGGCAGUGUUGUCGGUUAAUGAGCAGCGAUGUUUAGAAGUCCUAGACUCCCCACUUUUUUUUUAUUUUAAAUCCUUGACCCAAAAAAAAAACAACUUUGUUCUACCGGAGAGUCUUCGGAUUAUCUUUACCAGAAAACAUAAAAAUUAGUGUUACUGUGAAACGUAAAGAGACUACAUUUUUUCUUGAACAGGAAGGGAAUGAGCGCAAGGGCUAAAAUAAUUUUGAGCAGGAUUAAAAAAAAAAAAAACGGAAUAUAGAUCGAUGGAUAUGGAUUGAACAAAAAAAAAAAAAAAAAAAAAAUUCCACUUGGAGGGAACAAAGUUUUUAUUUCCACUUCAAUGGUACAUAAGGCAGGAAAGCCGCGACUUGUUUGCUUGCUAAGUCUUUCUCGCUUCCGAAGCGUCUGUGUACCUACCACUCGAGAGCCGUGUCUCACCAUGCCCAGCACCGUCGACAAAAAAAAUAAAUUUUUAACUGUUUAGCAGCA
Messenger RNA from Scylla paramamosain (green mud crab), 7204 nucleotides. RefSeq names its product probable small nuclear ribonucleoprotein E (gene SmE). Gene Ontology annotation, molecular function: RNA binding. The coding region runs from base 110 to 400 and encodes 96 amino acids. The transcript is spliced from 5 exons. Lineage: Eukaryota; Metazoa; Arthropoda; Malacostraca; Decapoda; Portunidae. Gene Ontology annotation, biological process: mRNA splicing, via spliceosome; spliceosomal snRNP assembly. Gene Ontology annotation, cellular component: precatalytic spliceosome; U4/U6 x U5 tri-snRNP complex; U1 snRNP. The record is from RefSeq and is a predicted model, not a curated record.